Messenger RNA from Epithele typhae, 1623 nucleotides. RefSeq names its product Alg9-like mannosyltransferase family-domain-containing protein. Gene Ontology annotation, molecular function: alpha-1,2-mannosyltransferase activity. Bases 1 to 1623 code for a protein of 540 amino acids. Gene Ontology annotation, biological process: GPI anchor biosynthetic process. The transcript is spliced from 6 exons. Gene Ontology annotation, cellular component: endoplasmic reticulum membrane. The record is from RefSeq and is a predicted model, not a curated record. Lineage: Eukaryota; Fungi; Basidiomycota; Agaricomycetes; Polyporales; Epitheliaceae.
AUGGACCGACGCUGGCUUCUGGCCAUUGCCGUCCGCGUCGGGAUCGCACUCGCCACCGACACGUUCUUCCAGCCCGACGAGUUCUUCCAGUCCCUCGAAGUCGCCCAUCACGCCGUCUUUGGCUACGGCCACCUCACCUGGGAAUGGGUCGCCUCGCGGCCCAUCCGGAGCAUCGUCUAUCCGGCAUUGAACGUGGCCGUAUACCGCCUUCUGAGCGCGCUUGACCUCGACUCCACCUCCGCCCUCGUGUGGGCGCCAAAGGUGCUGCAUGGCCUGCUGGCUGCCGCAACCGAUAUCUCUCUCCUCAGCCUCGCCCGACGGCUCGCAGGCGAACGUUACGUUGAGACCGCAUUCUAUCUUUCGCUUUCCUCGUUCUUCCACGGACUGUCGCUCUCUCGCUCGCUCUCGAACUCCGCGGAAACCGCAUUAACGACCGUUGCGCUCGCCCAAUUUCCGUGGGACACGGCGCGGUCGGCUUGGAAGACUGAUCUAUCAUGGUCGCUGCUCUUCGCGGGCGUCGCGUGCGCAGUGAGACCGACGAAUGCCAUAAUCUGGACGUACAUGUUCGCGUUCCUCCUCUGGGGGCUCCGCACGAGGCUUGGGGAUGUCGCCUUCGUCCUCGUCAGAGGGUGCUUUGCUGGUGCUGUCAUCGCGGCGUCCAUCUUUCUGUUGGACUCUUGGUUCUACGGGGAACCCACGUUCACGCCGCUCAACUUCCUGCUCACCAACGCGUCGUCGGUCUCGCUCUUCUACGGCAGUAGCCCCUGGCAUUACUAUCUUUCGCAAGGGAUCCCCGUGUUGUGCUUCCCGAUCGUCAUCUGGGCCGGAGACGGCCUAUCGCUCGCCGCCAGACGCUCCAGCCCGACGCCGAUCAAGGUCGCCGCUGGGCUCGUUGCAUGGACAAUCUCCGUCUACUCGCUCGCCGGGCACAAAGAAUGGCGGUUCCUCCACCCGCUCCUCCCGCUCGUCCACGUCCUCGCCGCGAAGUCCCUCGUGGACGGCACGCCCGACGCCGGACCACACCCGACCGCGCGGCGGGUGCUCGGGACGCCGUACCGCGCGAGCAUGCUCGCGGUGUCCGUCGGCGCGGUCGCGUACGUCGCCCUCCUUCACGGGCGCGCGCAGGUCGAGGUCGUGCGCUACCUCCGGACGCUCCCCGCGGCGGACUCGGCGUCCGUCGGGUUCCUCAUGCCCUGCCACUCGACCCCCUGGCAGUCGCACCUCCACCGCCCGGACCUGGCCGACGGGGGACGCCUGUGGGCGCUCGGCUGCGAGCCUCCGCUCGAGGGCCAGGACGUUUCGGCGUACAAGGAUCAAACAGACGUGUUUUACGACGCGCCGCUGGAAUACCUGACGGCGCGGUUCCCGGCACGCGUGGAUGGCGGGUUCCCGCCGUCGCCGCUGCCGGCGUCCAAGGCAGGGGAGGGGGAAGUGGCAGGCGCGUAUCCGUGGAGGCACGAGUGGCCGCAGAACCUCGUUUUCUUUGGGGCGCUGCUCGAGAUUGACGGCAUCAAGGCGCUCCUCGAGCGGCUCGGAUACGCGGAGGUGUGGGCGGUGGAACGAGGGUGGGAGGGAGAUGGGCGGCGGACGGGAGGGGUGCGUGUUUGGCGCUUCCGCAGCUGA